Messenger RNA from Petromyzon marinus (sea lamprey), 3629 nucleotides. Its product is annotated as mitochondrial fission regulator 1-like. Gene Ontology annotation, cellular component: mitochondrion. NCBI's taxonomy places the organism in Eukaryota, Metazoa, Chordata, Hyperoartia, Petromyzontiformes, Petromyzontidae. Gene Ontology annotation, biological process: mitochondrial fission; aerobic respiration. The record is from RefSeq and is a predicted model, not a curated record.
CCACCGACCAAUCGGCCGUCUGAGGAGGGCGGUCAGGGACACACCAGCCCCCCCCCCCAACGCGUGCGGUCUGGGAAAUGUAAUCGCUUGGAGAACGCGUGGAGGUGGCGCUGCGGAACGCCGUGGUAGUUGAGAGAAUGUGGCGGUGAAGGGACGAGACGAAGAAUUUGCCGCGACCCAACUCAGAAUGGGCACACCGCAGGAUGGGAAGCCCUACGGUAGCUCUCGUAGCCUCGUGCGCCGCAUCGCGUCCCAUCUUCCUCUCAAGCCGUGCGUGCGAGCCAACGUGCAGUUGGGUGCAUGGCGGUUGGGUGAAGGAGCCAGGGAGCUGACUCUUGCUGACAUCGUGUGGGUCGUAGACGAUGAAGGGGAAUCCUUCACCAGACUCCGGACAGAGGUGCGGCCGGAAGUCUGUGAUCAUAGUUCGCUCGGCAGCCAACUUGCCGCGGCAGCGGCAAUGAUGCUGGUGGGGUGUGGGGGGAAAGAGUCGGGCUCUGCGGGGGUGCGCAAGCCACGGGGCGACGGGGGCGAGCGGGGUCUGGCCACCCUGCUGGAAGCGGCUGAGCCGGGAGAAUGCGACUGUGGAGUUGAGACUGCGUCGAGCGUGGCUGCGUCGAACGAGGCUGCGUCGAACGAGGCUGCGUCGAACGAGGCUGUGUCGAACGAAGCUGCCCCGGACCCACCAGUGCCUAGCGAUGAAGCCAUGCGCAAGAUAUCCGCACUGGAGGAGGAGCUGGCUCGGCUGCGUAAACAGAUUGCCAUGAUCGUUGCUGUGCACGAACAGCAGGCUUCUUGCUCCACCUCUCCCGAUGGCCCCUCUGCACCCCCUCCGCCGCCCCCAGGCCCCCCUCCACCACCUCCGCCCCUGCCCCCCACCGGGGCCGGUGAAUCCUCCCGGGUGUCGACGCUCGCCCUCAUCAAGCAGCGGCGUGCGGAGAAGGGAGGAGGGGAAGGGGGAGCGGAGAAAGCGGCGACCGCGUGCGUCCCCAACAUGAUGGACGUGCUUAAGGGCAUCGACAAAGUGAAGCUGCGCACCGUGGACAGGUCACCGGGAGGAACGCCAGCCAAGGGGAAGCAGGGCGAGGUGGACGAGGAUGACCCCGUGGCCAUGAUCGCGGCUGCGCUCAAACGCAAGUUCGCGCACCGCUACAACCGGGACGCGUCGCCAGAGAAGGAGAGAACCGGGCGUGGCCGACCACUGCCGCACACUGGCCCUGAGCAGCCCAAGUUUGGGCAGCACAUGCUGAGAGCCACUGGCAAGAGGAAGUCUGUUGAGAACGGUGCCCGCCAACUCCGACACUGAGAAACCAGCGUUGGAGAAAAACAACGCCUCGCAUCGAUGUACCGAGUUGCUUCUGCAGGUGCUAUCACAUUUAAUUUUGGUACGCAAAAAUGACCAUGUCGUGCACACAAAUGUGUAUUGCCUUUAUUUUAAUUGCUGGACGAGUCGUGCAAAAGAGUGCCUUAUCUUUAAAAAAAAAUCCGCCACACUGUAAAUUGCCUCUUUGUGGGAUCAUUGCCUCUACGGUAAGCAGUGUGCAUAUUCAGUCCACAAAGUAGCAUUUUUCAACUGCCAUAAUAUUUACGCACACUAAAACGUUGAUAUUUAUAUUUGUAGUAACUUUGUUUAACACUAAAACGGCUAAAAUAAUUGCAAGCAUAUCAAGACACUUUUGAUAAUUUGCAUUACAUUAUAGGAGCUGAAUAACAGUAUUCAUAUUUAUGACCAAAGAUGCACAUUUCACCAACAACUCUAAAGUACUUUAUCAUUUCAGUUUUCCACGUAUGCUUACGUAGCACAUUGAUUGUUGAAUGACACUAUUCUUGCAUUCCAUUUCCACGUUUUAGCUCUUUGCUUUUAACUCAUGUUGCCCAGGGAUUGUACGGGAACAGUAUUGUUUAUGACAUCCCUUGUGAAGUAACCAUAAUGGUAUACAGAGGCACCGCAAGCAGUUUAAUAAAACAUGCCCUUGUCUCCUGGCCCAAGUCGGCACAGGGUGGUGAUACUCCUCUCCUUUCGCAGCCCUGAUCCAGUGGUGUAAACUCCACAUUUCUAUGGCAGGGAUCAGUUAAUUAAUUUAGCAGGGGACCAAUCUCACAAACACUGGUGAUGUCCUACCAAGGUCAACUAUUGUUAUUCAAUAUAUUGAUCCUUCAAGGGUGAUGGGCUGAGUAAACUCUCAACCUGCCUCUGAAGUUUGGCAUUUAUUUACCGGAGGUGUGAAACUAUUACUGUUUCCAUAGAAUUCGUGCUGAUUUUAUAUCUGUUCAGCACAGAAUGCCUCUCUGGGUAAACUAGUUCUGAAGGGUAUGUGUGCGGCAAAGUUACAUUUUAACUAGCAUGCAUUUUCCAUUGCAUUUGGAUUUUAUUUUACAUACCUCUAUAUAAAUGUUCAACACGCUUUAUCAUAUCAGUCAAAACCAAUUUCAUGGAAUCGUUAAUUGCCAAUGUAACCUUGUAUUGCCUGAAAUGCAAAUAUUGUAGAAAUACCACACCAUAUGAAAACAUGUAAUGUCUGAGCUAAUAUAUUGUGUAAAGUACUUGCCAUUCACAUUUUGUUCUGCUGAUCUUGCCAUUUGUAUUAUGAAUGUAUGUUAAACAAAACAAUGGUUUUGCUGCCAUAAUGCGUUGGUCAGCCUGUGUUGAUGAUAAUGCCAUUUACUGACCAAGGAAAGCCUUGCCGAGUCUCAAGAUUCAUUUUCAGGAGGAUAGUGCUGCUCCAGGAUGUUUGGCCAAUUCCAUUACAAUGUGCUUGGCGUAUGGGAGGAUUGCCUGGAGAAAACUCACGGAAGUGAGGGAGCAGUAACACGUUAAGUUUCACACAAAUAGACUCAGAAUUCAUUCAUUUUGUGUCCAUAAUACCAGCUUUGUCAGAUCAAUGACUAUUUUUUCAAGAUUCAAGAAUCCGUGGCCAUGUUGAUAUGUCUUGACCACCUCGCAGCCAAAGCCUACGGUAACCUGGUAUUCUCAGGAACUUUCACGUCGAGGUUUCUGCAUGACAUCGUUCGUGACUCCAUUGCUGUGUUUUGCGAGUGCAGGUGUGGUUAUCUGCAGAUCGUUUUUUUUUGCCAAGUACUCUCUAAUGAAGCUGUUAAUGUAAUGGCGUAAGAGAAAUACAUUUCCAUCAGGAAUUAUUGCAAAGAGUAAUGAUUACCCCACGUUAACAGAAUGCUGUGUGGGAUAUGAUAUCACAACUUAAGUGUCCUUUUAUCCCCACUUGGUGUUGCAUCUUCAACCAUGCGCAGUCAAAGACUUAAAAUAUUGUAUCAGAGCUGGAAAUAAUACACGUAAAUGUAUUGAAAGCAGAUACACUAACAUAGUAGCGGACAUCACAAGUGUAAAACAAGUUCUGAAUUGUUAAAGUUUUGUGGCAUUUCAUGCCUUCAAAGUUCCUUUUCACUCCUCACGUGACAAAAGUCAAGCAAUGAUGCAAGCCUUGUGUCAGGGUUUAAAUGAACACUCAUACUUCGCCGGUUAAUAAUGAGAAUCUGCGAUUCAUUCCAGUGACUGAGCACUUGAUCAAUUAAACAAUGAAUGUCGCUUGCUAAACAGUUGUCGGUGUAAGUGUUGACUAAUGUGUCGGCAAUGUCUUGAGCUUUUAAGCGAAUUAAAAAACAACUUGAAUGAA